Fulvia fulva is the source of this 336-nucleotide messenger RNA. RefSeq lists its product as uncharacterized. Lineage: Eukaryota; Fungi; Ascomycota; Dothideomycetes; Mycosphaerellales; Mycosphaerellaceae. The transcript has a single exon. The coding region runs from base 1 to 336 and encodes 111 amino acids. The record is from RefSeq and is a predicted model, not a curated record.
AUGACCAGCCGUAACACCUCAAAGCACGUCCACUUCGACGCAUCAACUGAGAAUUACACAUCUGCCAACAGCCGUGGAAGCGCGACCUACGACCGCAUCUCCAGCCAGUACUGUCCAGGUCGAUACGCGAGUCCAGAAGGUUAUGAGAAGGAAGAUUACAGCUUUUGGGAUCGUGGCAUCGAAAUCGAGGAAGGUCCGGACAUCUACGACAAAGGACGUAGGAUUUUGGACCCGGCCAUCGCACGACUUCGAGCCAGAGAGCGGGCGAUGUGGCUUGAUGAUGUGGUUUACAACGAGGCUCUUGAUAAUAGUAGUCUCGCAGCAGGCAGCAACUGA